GCGGAGCGCUGCUGUUGCUGCUUCUCCCUUCUGGUCGGCGCGGCCUGGCCUGGCCCGGCGCUUCGCCUCCCUCUCGUCCUCCUCCGUCCCCGCUCCCCGGCCCUGCCCGCCCGCCAUGUCCGUGCCCGGAGGAGCCGGCGGCGAGUUCGGCAACCCGCUGCGCAAGUUCAAGUUGGUCUUCCUCGGCGAGCAGAGCGUUGGAAAAACCUCCUUGAUCACCAGAUUUAUGUAUGACAGUUUCGACAACACCUACCAGGCAACAAUUGGAAUUGAUUUCCUCUCAAAGACUAUGUAUUUAGAAGAUCGCACGGUUCGACUACAGCUUUGGGACACAGCAGGCCAAGAAAGGUUCCGUAGCCUCAUUCCCAGCUACAUCCGUGACUCAACUAUUGCAGUGGUAGUCUAUGACAUUACAAAUCUGAAUUCCUUCCAACAAACCUCCAAAUGGAUUGAUGAUGUACGAACAGAAAGAGGGAGUGAUGUCAUCAUCAUGCUGGUGGGAAAUAAAACCGAUCUUGCAGACAAGAGGCAAAUCACCACAGAAGAAGGGGAGCAGAGAGCCAAAGAACUGAGUGUGAUGUUCAUUGAGACUAGUGCCAAGACUGGCUAUAAUGUGAAGCAGCUUUUCCGCCGCGUGGCUGCUGCCUUACCCGGUAUGGACAGCACCCCUGAGAAGAGCAAAGAUGACAUGAUUGACAUCAAACUAGAGAAGCCUCCUGAGCAGCCAGUAACGGAGAGCGGCUGCUCCUGCUAAGGGAUCCUUAGUGUGCAGCCCCUUCCCAGCUGGCCAGUCCAGUCUCGCCGAAGAGCAUCACUUUUCAUUGACUAGACAAACUUAAUUUUCCAAGGGCUGGAAACCCAGUCGAUACACAAUGAGCCCCUCCCCCCCGGUACCGUGGGCGGCCCUGGCUGCUCCCCGUCGCUGCAUGGUGUGAACCCCCAAAUACCUCCUGUCCCUUGUUGGUUGUUGCACUUGGGUGUGUGCACCGACUCUGUGUCGUCCUAGGAAUGCAAAGGGGGCAGAACCUUAUUCCCAGUGUAGAAAAACUCGCACAAACCUCCCGCGAAGGCGCUGGUGGAUCUGGGACACCCUGUGUUUCUUUUGCCACUGCUUUUGGUGCAUCCCUCCUCCAGAAGUGGUUCCUUCCAUCGGGUUGGCUGCACCUGCUCUUGCAGUGCGAGGCCCUGUGUGCGCUCAGUACUGGCUUCCCACAGGGUGGCCUCAGCCGCCUGUUGGCUUCCCCAGUUAGGCCUUUUUGCCCCUCCUUCCCUGGCAGCCGAGGAGAGGGGAGGAUGCAGCUCCGAACGUACGAUCGACACUAGAUAUUCCUACUUCCCGGCUGCCUAGUACCUUGAUAGAGAGUAGAUAACUCUCGCUAAUUGCAGAUUGCCUCAAUUUUUUCCUGAAGGAUGUUGGUGCUCAGUUUACAGUUAAAUAUGGAAAGGGAGGGUAGGUAAAACUGGAAUGCAUGAGGCUUGGAGUCCCAUGUAGGAAGUCUCAUUCCUGCACAAGGACAAACUGGGAGUUUCGGAGCUGAGCUGUGGGUUUUCUCUACUUUCUUGCACAUCCAGGCCAUUUUCACCCGUACCUUGAAAGGGAUCUUUGUGGAUAACUCCACAGAUGCAAGCGAAAACAGGGACUUGGAGACUAGAUUCAGGCCGGUGCCCAGAGCUUCUGGAUUUGUCUUAUUUAUCACUGACGUAUCCUUAUAAGUAUGCAAAGUGCUUUGCAGCUGCUGUCAUGCUUCAUAGUUCUGUGACCGUGCUUACCGUUGGGUAUGGCCUGCAUUGACUUCAUGGCUAGCUAUAGGAAGGACCCCCAUCUUGAAUCGCGGGCUUUCUACUUCACUGGACUAGUAGCCCAGCCUUCAAAGUCUAAACUGAGUGACAUAGUAAUUCCCCUUCAACUUGUCCAGCCACUGUCCAGGAAGCAAGAUAUAGGACUCAUCUGUUCUGAUCGAAUUAUUUUUUCAGAGCUUGCUGUGGACCAGCUCUCAAAUUCUGUAUAGGCAGAUCUGUUGUGGGUAGUUCAGUUUUACUUAACUGCACAAGAGAAGAUAACGUUAAACUUUGUCUGAUGUCUGUCCUUUCUGUGUAGACUGGCUUGUGUAUCAAAAGGUUUUAGAGGGCAAAACUAGGUUUAGAUCUUAGAAUUCCUUAUUUAGCACAGAAUGUGUUUUCAAAUACCUCCCCUGCUGUUAGAUGCAAGUCAUGCUAACAUGCAACCUGACCUGAGAGACGGGUAAAAGCAUGAACUGAGUCAUUUGUCUCUAGUGGUGCUUGUUGGACAAAUCGCCAUUUUCUUUUGUUCGAGCUUGUUUUGUCCAUUUUGAAAACCAAAAAUCCGUCAGCUCCAGAUACUCACCGACUCCCCUACUUCUGAAGCGGACUCGGGGCACCCUUCCUGUCACACGUGUGCACGCACAGGAAGUGAGCCUUUGCUAGACGUGCCCCUGAGCCUAGUGCAGGCACGUCUCUAUAGGCAUAGCUCUGUUCUUGCAGGAGCUGGAAAUAUCCCAUGCCUCUUUCCUGGGGGUGGAGAGUCAUUCUCCUUUGCAUGAAGCCCUGUGCGUUGCUUGUUUCUUCACCAUCUGUUCUGCCAUGCCUUGGGCUGGGCCUGGCUUGCGACAAGACAGGCCAUCAUCUUUGCAGCAGAGAAGUGUUGGGCAUAAAAGGGGGUGGGCUAGAGAGAUGCUUUCCUGCCUGCCCAGCCCAGGAAAGCUGGUCUCUGUCCAGCACUGGAGGAAUUCCUUGCAGCCCCUCGGUGCCUGUACCAAGUGGGUGGAUAGUACUUCAGCUCUAGGCGUCGUUAACAUGACCUUCUGCCCAGAGCGUGCUUUCAUGCUUAACUUCAGUCUGUGAUGCAGCAUAUGGCUUUCUUUGAAGGGUGCAGGUCUGCAGAAGGGUGGUUUCCUCAUGAAGUUCCCUUCUUUUUAAUCGGGUUGCCAACUUAAUUUCCAGGAGAUUCCCUUGACAGCGGACCUGCUGGAGAAAAAUUCAGCAAGUGCAAGCUUAAGCCCCGCAGAGAAAUUACAAAAUGGAAAAGCCUUGUUAAAUUCUGCUAAUUUCUAUAUUAGCAAAUACUUGCAAACAAAUAUUUAUAAAUGUAUGAGUCUCCUUUUGGCCCAUAUUGGAGGCUCAAAAGCAGCUUCAUCUUUGGAAACUUCAAAAGCAUAUUGAAAAUGUCAAAACAUUGCUGACAAGAACCUUAAAGGCAGGAAGGACUCUUAAAAGCAGAUUCUUCCAGGUACAACGUAAAAUUACUCUAAACAAGAGUGAAUACCCUUACAAAUUCCCUCAUCAAGAAUCUGUCCUGCUUGGCUUUUGUUUGUUUAAUCAUUUACCCAAAGCAGCUCUUUGCUCAAGAGGGGAGUCCAAACUGAGAUAUUAUGUAACCGCGGAAAGCACUGGUGCAGCCUUCUCCAUCCUUGGUUAACAUGGAGCAAUAUUCCAGUCUGUACGAAGCUGCCAAGGUGAGGCCUGUUGCCUUUCCUGAGCGUUUGAGAAAUUGCUCCAACAUCUGGCAGCUGUAUGCGCAUCGCGGGGUCCGUGCUUGUCUGCACAUGUCUGCUUCAGGUGGACCUGUGACUCCUUGGUUCCUGCCACCACCGCCGCCGCCGCCUCCUGGCUGGCAUGGAGGGCAUGCAGCUGUCGGGCUUGUGUAUGCCUGGUGGGGGCACCCAUUUCCAUCCACUCCCCCUUGCAUGUAGGAUCUACAGGAAGUGUGGAGGGCUCACAUGGUCUAAACUCCAAGUUCUUUACUGGUGUAUUAAGUAAAUACUUGGUUCGUGUGUCUGCAUGGGACAGGAAAGGAAUAUGCUAGUAAAGAAUGUGACGUUUUGAAGCACGCAUGCUCCAUCAUCUGUCAGGAUUUUAAAACAUUUGUGCCCUUCCCUCUUUUUGCCCACUGGAGAGCCAGCACCCUGCGCGGGGGAUGCAGAGGGCGCCCCGUAUUCCUCGAGCCCCGUUACGUGAGCACAGGCGCCCCCCACGGAAGAUGGGUUUUUCUUUCUUCCCCUCUGCAGUCACCUCUCCAGCAGAACUGGCAAGCCCACACGCUCGGCCCCCUCGGUUUCGAGAGCGCAGUGCCGCUGCAAAGGCCGGGACUCCUCCUGUGUACAUAGCAUAGCCUCCCCGUCACGUGGGAAUUGCUGGUGUCCUGUCGGUGUGUCUUGUCUCCAUCCCCCUCCCCUCCGCAGUCGAACUGGCGCCGCGCGCUCUCUCACUGGCAGCCCGGUCCUGCUACUGCUGUUGUGGUGUUCUCAAGGCACACUGGAAACGCGUCUUUCCAGGGAACGGGGGUUUUAAAAACGCAUAAAUGUGUGUUGGGGAGGGUUGGGGGGUGGUUGGGCAGGCGGGUGGGGGGAACCCAGUGAACAGCCGAGUUCGCUUCCACUGCCUUCUCUGUGGACCUGUAUAAUACUCGGGGUGUGUGUCUGACUCUGCCGUCUCCUAGCUGUUAGCCAAGUAAGUGACUCCUGAUAUAUGAAUAUUGACUGUCAGACUACGGCUGUGUAUCACACUAAAUAAAGUUAAUUUCGCCAUGCU
This is a messenger RNA of Varanus komodoensis (Komodo dragon), 4548 nucleotides long. Its product is annotated as ras-related protein Rab-6B-like. Gene Ontology annotation, molecular function: GTPase activity; GTP binding. NCBI's taxonomy places the organism in Eukaryota, Metazoa, Chordata, Lepidosauria, Squamata, Varanidae. The transcript is spliced from 8 exons. The coding region runs from base 116 to 754 and encodes 212 amino acids. The record is from RefSeq and is a predicted model, not a curated record.